UCAUUCAAAAGCAAAAUCUACAUAGAGAGAAAGAAGUAAGUAAUGGCAACCACCCCCAAGUGCACUGAGUGGCAGUUCAGCGGUAGCGAGGCAGCCAAAGAAGCUGCUGCGGCCGCCCUAGGUGCCUACACCUCUAAACUCAUGGCUCUUUGUGAUCCUAAUGGCAAGCCCAUUUUGCCCCCAAACAAAAAGGCCAUAGAGACCAGCAAUUCAGCCGAAAAAGCUGUCGUUAAAGUUGUUCUCUCCGGCACUGGAAACGCCUAUGCUCCUAGCAUUGGCCUUCCCGUCGCAAAAAGUGCCGUAGCAGAGUAUCUAAACCGAGAUCUUCCGAAGAAGCUAACAGCAGAUGACGUGUUUAUGACUGUUGGAUGCAAACGAGCGAUUGACCUUGCGGUCGAUAUUCUUGCUAAACCAAAAGCCAACGUUCUGCUUCCGAGGCCAGGCUUCCCAUGGGAUGUAGUACGCUCCAUCUACAAGAAGCUCGAGGUCCGUUACUAUGAUUUUAUCCCUGAACAAAACUUUGAGAUCGACUUCGAAAGCGUCAAAAAGGUGACAGACAAGAACACGUUUGCUAUAUUUAUCAUCAACCCUCACAAUCCCAAUGGAAACACCUACUCGGAGGCUCAUCUCAAACAGCUCGCUGAAUUGGCUAAGGAACUCUCCAUUAUGGUGGUUUCUGAUGAAGUUUUUAGAUGGACCGUCUUCGGGAAUAACCCUUUUGUUCCGAUGGGAAAGUUUUCUUCCAUCGUACCAGUGGUUACACUCGGAUCCUUAUCUAAGGGAUGGAAUGUACCAGGAUGGCGAACUGGCUGGCUCGCGCUGCACGAUCUAGACGGUGUCUUCAGAAACACUAAGAUAUUAGAAGCUGCCAACGAAUUUCUCCAGAUAAAUGCCAAACCUCCGACUGUUAUUCAGGCGGCUAUGCCUGACAUUUUGGAGAGAACUCCAAAACAUUUCUUCCUUGAGAGGGGAAGUUUUCUGAAACAUAAAGUUGAUAUUGGAUACGCUAAGCUCAAGCACAUACCUGGCCUCACUUGUUACAUGAAACCCGAAGCGUGCACCUUUUUAUGGACCAAGCUGGAUAUAUCGUGCUUUGCUGACAUUGGAGACGAUCAAGAGUUCUGCAGCAAGCUUGCUAUGGAAGAAAAUCUCGUCGUUUUGCCAGGGAUUGCAUUUAGACAGCCGAACUGGUUGAGGCAUUCUAUCGACAUGGAGACGCCAACAGUUGAGGACGCAUUUGAAAGAUUGAAGAGCUUCUGUGAACGCCAUUCCACAAAAGGUGGAGCUUCACUCAAAAACGCCAAUGGCGUCAACUAAAGGGUCAAGAUGAUAUGAUCCUUGUCCAAGUCUAUCAAUGAUAAUAAAUGGGUGUUUUUGGUAAUGUGAGAUAAAUCAUGAACACUUUCGUAGUUGUAAUAAAUAAAAUUGGUGUACUUAUCAUCAAUCGUAGAAUGUUUUCUCAUGAUGUAUCAUCUACUUGAAUAAUAAAAUUAAUAUGUACCAAAUUCUGUUUUAUUUGAGAUA
Raphanus sativus (radish) is the source of this 1524-nucleotide messenger RNA. RefSeq names its product cystine lyase CORI3. Bases 43 to 1317 code for a protein of 424 amino acids. Gene Ontology annotation, biological process: amino acid metabolic process; biosynthetic process. Gene Ontology annotation, molecular function: pyridoxal phosphate binding; transaminase activity. NCBI's taxonomy places the organism in Eukaryota, Viridiplantae, Streptophyta, Magnoliopsida, Brassicales, Brassicaceae. The record is from RefSeq and is a predicted model, not a curated record. The transcript has 7 exons.